AUGAAAUCCCACUUUUGCGUAACAACUCUCUUCGCACUCGCCGCCGCCCAGAAAGUUACCGUCCCAGCAGACCUAGCCCAAUCAUUCUCGAGCUCGGGUACAGAGGGGCUGCAAGUAAGCUUUGGCGGCGAUGCAUCCGAGGGCAUUACAGAUGGCCAAACUAUCAGCUUAAAUGACGCCCAAAGCCCUCCCACCUUCGCUCUUGGUGACAGCUCCGGCGUCAACCGCGCCAUCUCGUACACAAUCAUAAUGCUGGAUACCACUGAUAGAAAUGCGCGAAAAGUACAAUUUCUCCAAAAAGCUUUCAAAGCCACGGGUGACAAGACGAAGCUUGCAGCGGAAGGAGAGCCGUUUAUCCCAUACAAGCCACCAUCUUUCGGACAAGGCCCGCGCCAAUUCUCGUUCCUUCUCUAUCAACAGCGGGGACAGGAUCUAGCGCAAUUAAGUGGUGUGCCCAGCAGUGGUACUGGGCCGUUCGACCUUAAGAAGUUCGAAACUGCGAAUAAUCUACAGCCGCCACAGGUUGGUAUGGCUAUUACAAUGCUUGAUGAUGGGAAUGCUGAUGAGCCCCGAAAAGAUCAUCCAUUAUCAACGUCCGCACUACCAUUCGGACCAUUUUCUCCACAAGACAUUUCUUCAUCCCCCUUUGUUUCUGCAUUAAUACCUGUUUUGCCUACUGCCUCGUCUCCGAACACAAAAACUGCAGAUGACACAGUGGAAGUGUCGUUCCCCGCAUUUGCCUUCACUUCCGGAUCGCCUACCACUAUAUCUACGCCUUUACUUUCGCUGGCAACCUCUGACUCACAGCUGUUGACAGAACAAUCAACAAUCACACCAGCCUCCACUGUAUCAUCUUCCUUCCAGUCUGCCUCUCCAUCUGUUUCUCCGUCUGCCUCUCCGUCUGUUUCUCCGUCUGCCUCUCCUUCCGUCUCCGCAUCCACCUCUCCAGCUGCAAGACAAACGCGAACAAGCAUCGUAGUUGUGACGGCAAGCCCUACUAGCACUGCCACAAGCAGUUCUGGUGAACUUGUCGGAGCAGCUAGAGAGGCGGAUAAUGACCGUUCUGCUGGUGCUAGUUUGUACGGAUCUGCGUACGGAGCCAUGUUUCUGGAGAUAACUUUGCUAGUUACACAAGCGGGUCUGUACAUGCUGGUGCUGUAA
Molecule: messenger RNA, 1161 nt
Organism: Histoplasma capsulatum G186AR
Lineage: Eukaryota; Fungi; Ascomycota; Eurotiomycetes; Onygenales; Ajellomycetaceae
Exons: 2
Coding region: 1-1161 (386 amino acids)
Source: RefSeq, a predicted model, not a curated record